UCCCCCCUCAUCGGACCGACCGAACCUCACCCUAAUUUAUUUUUUUCUAUUCGGAAGUUCGUCCCCCAGUCGUAGAUUUUACUCGGACAACGCACAGACCAAAAUCGGGAACAAAUAAAAGAAAGUGCAAAUCGUUUUUUUGCAUACGUAAUUUAUUCGGACUCUCAUUGAUACUGCGGUGGAGGUGGAAGAAAUACUCAUGUGCAUUCUAUGAGAAUAGGCUCUUUAUCACUGGAAAAUUCAACCGGGCUCAGGAUGGGGAGAAGACGUAUUUGUACUUUGGGGGCUGUGAUUUUCAGUGUUUUUAUGGUUAUUGGGGCCUUGGGAGAGAGCCACACUCAUGAUCAGGAUGCCAGUGAUGAUGAGGAUAACCAAAAACCCGUUUACAAGAGCCCGACUGUCUCUGGGUUUGCGUACUUAGCCGAGCAUUUCGAUGAUCGGGAGAGAUUCAGUGCUAUUUGGGUACAGUCGCAGGCUAAGAAGGAGGAGAUCGAUGAGGAUAUCGCUAAAUACGAUGGUGUUUGGGCCGUCGAGGAGCCAAGCAGAAGUGUUCAAGACGGCGAUUUGGGCCUAGUAUUGAAGAGCAAAGCUCGACAUGCUGCCAUAGCAGCUCUCCUCAACAAGCCCUUCAAGUUUGAGGAAAAGCCACUGGUCGUCCAGUACGAAGUUAAUUUCCAGGAGGGCCAGGAGUGCGGGGGUGCCUACCUGAAGCUCCUCACCCAGGAGGAGGGCUCCCUGGACCUGACAAAUUUCCACGACAAGACCCCCUACACUAUCAUGUUUGGGCCCGACAAGUGUGGCACCGAUCACAAGCUCCACUUCAUCUUUCGUCAUAAAAAUCCCAUCAAUGGUAGUAUCGAGGAGAAGCACAGUAAAAAAGCCAAGGAACGACUCGAGGAUUACUUCAAGGACAAAGUACCCCAUCUCUACACACUCAUCGUUAGAUCUGACAAUUCAUUUCAAGUCAAGGUCGACGGUAAAAUAGUGAAUGAGGGCUCUCUCCUCGAUGACUUCACACCACCGGUCAAUCCACCUCUGGAGAUUGAGGAUCCGAAUGACAUUCAGCCCGAGGACUGGGACGACAGGGAGAAAAUACCAGAUCCUACGGCUGUUAAACCAGAGGACUGGGACGAAGAUGCACCUGCCCAGAUUGUCGAUGAGGACGAUGUCAUGCCGGAGGAUUGGCUCGAGAAUGAACCACCCACCAUUCCAAAUCCUGAUUCAGCUAAACCUGACGACUGGGAUGUGGAGAUGGAUGGCGAGUGGGAACCACCGGAGAUACCCAAUCCCAAGUGCGAGGGCAUCUCUGGGUGUGGAGUUUACAAACAAAAAUUGAAGAAGAAUCCGAGGUACAAGGGCAAGUGGCUUCCUGCUCUUAUUAAUAAUCCUAAUUAUAAGGGACAGUGGAAGCCCAGGCUCGUUCAUAAUCCGGAGUAUUUCAAUGAUCAACAGCCUUUUAAGAUGAUGCCAAUUGGCGCUAUUGGAUUUGAACUCUGGUCAAUGUCUCCGGACAUUCUCUUCGACAAUCUCAUAAUCACUGACGAUGAAGAUGUUGCUAAACAGUGGGCCGACGACACCUUCGAGAUUAGACGAAAGAAAAUCGCUCAGGAAGGUGCGACAUUGUGGGGUCGAAUGAUGAAAUCCAUGAACUAUAAGCCCGGUUGGUGGGCGGUUUAUUUCAUCUACUGCGCUGUACCAAUUGUCAUUUACAUUUCGUACCUCUUCAGAAGAUCACGCGAGGAUUCGUCUGACGACGAGAAGGAUCCGCUUGCUCCCACUGAUGAGACCAAGUACCCGACCCCCGAUGGUAAUGCCAACCCUGAGGACGAAGUGCCUCGUUUACCCCGCCCUGAUGAACCACUUAACGAUAAUAAUGAAAAUCAUGAAGAGACUGAUGAAAUUAUCGCGAGUGAAAAGGACGAACAGGGAGGAAGUGGCGAUGGACCCCGCCGGAGAAAGCCAAAUAAAGAAUAAAGAGUAGAUGAACAACUAGGAAAAAAAAAAUUGAAUUAUCUGUAACAUAAGUCACAUUCCACCGUAUGUCCACUGAAAGAAAGAAGGAAAAACAUUUGUUAUUGCAUUUACGUAACUAUAAAACAUGUUCAAACGCGCCAUUAUUCGUGUGCAUGCCAUGCAACUAUUCUCUCCCUCAUUCUCCCUGAAUUUGCAUAAUGAAUUUUUUUUCAUCCAGUCACGUAUUUAUAUUCGUAUUGGUUCAAUUACGAUUAAAUGGUAAUAUUAAUUCCUUUAACUAUUGGUGUUUGGAGGCACUGAUGAUCGAGUAUUGUUUAUACAUAUGUACACGAUAGAUACAUUAAUGGUAAAAUUAUGAAUACGAGUUGUACAAUUGUGCUUGCCUCCCAAUGUUUGUUUCGAAGUAGUUGACGCACCUGUGUCUUGUUUUCACUUAUUUCUCUCAACAGAGAGGAGGAGGUUUUUGAAAUUUGAUAAUGUGAGAUGAAAUAUUUCUCUGUAGAACAUUUCUUCGUAAUGAUUGUUGAUUUUUUAUGAAUAAAUCACGAUUUGAAAGACA
Messenger RNA from Diachasma alloeum, 2533 nucleotides. RefSeq names its product calnexin. Gene Ontology annotation, molecular function: calcium ion binding. Gene Ontology annotation, cellular component: endoplasmic reticulum; endoplasmic reticulum membrane. Bases 211 to 1974 code for a protein of 587 amino acids. Gene Ontology annotation, biological process: protein folding. NCBI's taxonomy places the organism in Eukaryota, Metazoa, Arthropoda, Insecta, Hymenoptera, Braconidae. The record is from RefSeq and is a predicted model, not a curated record. The transcript has 7 exons.